AUGACUACUAAGGCCCACGAAGUCGCACACAGGGAGCUUGACAAGUAUGUUCUCGAAAGGAUUAUUCGAAUGAAUAAUAUCCGCGAAAUUCGCCUAUACGGAGAAGCCGAGAUAGAGUCUGGGUCGGUCAAGAAGAACCCCGAUAACUCUUACGGCCCAGUCAGCCUCCCCGCAGGCCGCACGGAUAAAUGGCCCACUGUGGCAAUUGAAACAGGCUACACGGGAUCAAAGGCCAAGCUGGCUUGUGAUGCUAGAUGGUGGCUGAUCGAGUCCGGGGGCGAUGUGAAGACUGUCCUCACGGUCUUCGUGCACCAAAGGAAGAGGGAGAUCAUCAUUGAAAGAUGGCGGACGAUCGAUCGCCCAAUGAGGGAACAAGAGGGCAAAAAUGCGGCAGAGGUUGUGCAAAAAGUUGUUAUGUCACAGGUGAAAGACCAGCUGGUUCACAUAACUGGCGGACCCUUGCUCGUCCCUUUCGAGGAUUUGUUUCUCCGGCCGGUCAAUGCCAACGCAGGCGAAAGUGACAUCUCUCUUGAAGAUGACGAUCUCAAGGAGGUCGCAGGAGGAGUGUGGGAUGUUCAUACCAAGGUCUGA
Messenger RNA from Penicillium griseofulvum, 591 nucleotides. RefSeq lists its product as uncharacterized. The coding region runs from base 1 to 591 and encodes 196 amino acids. The record is from RefSeq and is a predicted model, not a curated record. Lineage: Eukaryota; Fungi; Ascomycota; Eurotiomycetes; Eurotiales; Aspergillaceae. The transcript has a single exon.